CCCGGAUGAGGCUGAGCUUCCGGGGUCUGUAGCUGGAGCGCCGGAGGAAGAGCAGGAUCAGCUGAACUACAGAAGAAAUGAAAAUAUUCUCCUGAAAUUAAUCACCAACAACCAAGAUAUUUAUCAAAGAUCAAUGUUAAACUGCUGAAAGAGAUGAAGCACAAGCCAUCCUGAAGAAUCUCCAGAACACGCAGAAAUUGUUUGAUACAUUUAACAGACAAAUAAAGCCAAGUCCCGACAUGGAGAAACAUCAGCACUCUGUCAAGAGUUUUACUAAACAGAGUGAUCUCAAAAAACACCGGCGCAUUCACACAGGAGAGAAACCGUAUCACUGCUCAGACUGUGGAAAGAGUUUUACUCAACAGAGUGAUCUCAAAAAACAUCAGCGCAUUCACACAGGAGAGAAACCGUAUCACUGCUCAGACUGUGGGAAGAGUUUUAAUCAACAGAUUCAUCUCAAAAUACACCAGCGCAUUCACACAGGAGAGAAACCGUAUCACUGCUCAGACUGUGGGAUGAGUUUUAGUAGACUAGGGAAUCUAAAACUGCACCAGCGCAUUCACACAGGAGAGAAACCGUAUUACUGCUCAGAAUGUGGGAAGAGUUUUAGUAGACUAGGGAAUCUAAAACUGCAUCAGCGCAUUCACACAGGAGAGAAACCUUAUCACUGCUCAGACUGUGGAAAGAGUUUUAAUCAACAAAGUACUCUCCAAAUACACCAGCGCAUUCACACAGGAGAGAAACCACAUCACUGCUCAGACUGUGGAAAGAGUUUUAAUCAACAAAGUACUCUCCAAAUACACCAGCGCAUUCACACAGGAGAGAAACCGUAUUACUGCUCAGACUGUGGGAGGAAUUUUAAUUAUCAGAGUAAUCUCAAAAUACACCAGCGCAUUCACACAGGAGAGAAACCGUAUCACUGCUCAGACUGUGGGAAGAGUUUUACUGAACAGAGUAAUCUCAAAAAACACCAGCGCAUUCACACAGGAGAGAAACCGUAUCACUGCUCAGACUGUGGGAAGAGUUUUAAUCAUCACAGUCAUCUCAAAAAACACCAGCGCAUACACACAGGAGAGAAACCGUAUCACUGCUCAGACUGUGGGAAGAGUUUUAAUCAACAGAUUCAUCUCAAAAUACACCAGCGCAUUCACACAGGAGAGAAACCGUAUCACUGCUCAGACUGUGGGAAGAGUUUUACUGAACAGGGUACUCUCAAAAAACACCAGCGCAUUCACACAGGAGAGAAACCGUAUCACUGCUCAGACUGUGGGAAGAGAUUUACUAAACAGAGUACUCUGAAAAAACACCAGCGCAUUCACACAGGAGAGAAACCAUAUUACUGCUCAGACUGUGGGAAGAGUUAUACUCGACAGAGUGAUCUCAAAAUACACCAGCGUAUUCACACAAGAGAGAAAACUAUCCCAAAUUUGUUCCACGGCAAUUAAAAGUGCAAACACCUUAUCCUACACAAAUGUUUCACUUUGUCACUUGGGACACGUUCCACCAGAAACAAACAUGAACUGAAUUUAACAAUGGAUUUUACAGUUUCAGCAAAAUGAAUCUUAUCCAGGGAUGAUGUUUAUUGAAUUCCAUGUUGUGUUUUCUUGUAUGUUUGAUAUUGCAGGACAUUCUUCGUGAGACAGAGCUCAGUUUUUAGGGUAGUUACGGUAGGAGUUCAGUUCUGAAGAAGGGAAGGUUUUUGAGUUUGAGCAAGGGCACUGCCAGUGCUUGCACCAGAUGGUAGAUUAGCAUAACUUAGUCUUUAAAAUUUAGAUGCCAUAGUUGUUAGGAGUAGAUUAGGAUUUUGGAUAAAACCUUCAGUGCUUAUGCUUAGAAGGUUUUGAAAGAAUUUAAUCACUUUUCUAGCUUAUGCAUAUUUUAUUAUUUCCAUUAAUUUCUAGUAUCUGUUUUUAGUCUGUGGAAGCCAUCCUCAGUUCCCCAAGCUUAGCAUAGCUUAGCUUAAUGCAAUUAACUGCCAUAUGAAAGGAUAAGGGGAUAACACCCCCUGAGCCACUCCAGAGAGAGUGUGCUCCCAAAAGUGUGACCCAGAGCCACAGAGAGACGACACUGUGCCGGGUACUGCCGUGUGGAGCAUCCAGACCCCGCAGAGAGCCCAACAAAAUAUUUUCCAGAGGUUAAAUAAAACGCUCCAGACGUAGUUCCCAUACUGAAAUCAACCCCCUCCAGGCCUGUGUAGCACAGUAAGGUAACUAGCUUAUUUAUUCCCCCUGCUGUUGUUCUUGUUUGUCUAUGGUUCAGUCUGAUUAAAAAUAUGUUAGCAUAGAGGGAUAUAGAUGGAUAUUUGGUUGUUGUAUUACUCAAGUUUUAUACUCUUUUUUUUUUUUUUUUUUUUUCUUAUUAGAUAUAUCUUGCUUAAGAUUUUUUAAUCUCCAAAGUUACUAAGAAUAUCCAGUUAAUUUAGUUAAUUGAUUGUUUUUAUCCAGUACCAACUAUUAUCUUUGUAUUGCUUCACCUCUAUAUGUACUCAUCUGUGUUUCAUAAAAAACGCUUUAAGAUCGCAA
Messenger RNA from Astyanax mexicanus (Mexican tetra), 2522 nucleotides. RefSeq names its product zinc finger protein 239-like. Bases 240 to 1445 code for a protein of 401 amino acids. Gene Ontology annotation, cellular component: PcG protein complex; nucleus; transcription regulator complex. Lineage: Eukaryota; Metazoa; Chordata; Actinopteri; Characiformes; Acestrorhamphidae. Gene Ontology annotation, molecular function: RNA polymerase II cis-regulatory region sequence-specific DNA binding; DNA-binding transcription factor activity, RNA polymerase II-specific. The record is from RefSeq and is a predicted model, not a curated record. The transcript is spliced from 2 exons. Gene Ontology annotation, biological process: regulation of transcription by RNA polymerase II.